GCGCCACCCACCACGACUACGCAAGCUCCGUUGCGUCUCCCUUCUCCAACACGCCACCGCAACCUGGUGGGAGCGUACAGCUUUUUGCCUUUUCAUUGAAUGCAAGCCAUAUUCUGGUCAUGAUUUGAUGACCGCUCCCGCUCAACGUGUGCUGCAAUUCGCAACGCUUCCAGACCCUCCACUCUCAACUCUUAACCUACCUAGACGAAGCUGCCGAUCGCUCACGAAGCAUCUCUAUCGAACGAACCAUUACAGACAGCGAAAGCUAGAAAUCAAGACACUAGACUGGACCAUAACUUCUGAGACGCAUCGCCGAUUAUCAAAUAGACGUUAACGGACGGUCGCCGCCGCCACCGCCGCGAUGGCUGCUCACUACGACUUCACGAGCGAUAGUGACAAUCUCUAUGCGACGCUCCCAGGCUCGUCCGCUAUGGAGUUUGUCCCCCAAAACAUGACCCCUAUGAAGUCUAAUUUGUCACCGGAAAGAGAAGUUGCAGGCUGCCACCCAACGCGAUGGAUUUAUGAGCUGCUCAACAACGACUUUACAGUGUGUGAUCUGUUCGAACGAGCUAGACAGCUGACGCCGGACGACUCAAGACUAUGGGAACACACUCACCGACUGGUGAUGAACGGAAACCAAAGCUUCAUGGACCGCUCGUCGAAACUAAUCUCGGCCCUUUGUCUCGAUUGCCACUUCCACUUUGUCUUCAAGAUGAAGUGGGACGAAAACCAUUCAUAUUCACUUUGUAACUCUACCUCAGCAUGCUGGCCACUGCCAGAUGAUCGAUUUCCAUGGCAUCACCUAGUAUGGGUGGGAUCGGAUACCGACGCUAGCAUCGCCCAAGACAACUCAAAAUAUUAUCCCCUACUGGCACGAGAAAACUUUGUAUGCUCAGCACCGCCUUGUACAUUUCAAGUGACUCUGGAGGUAUCACAACCGAGAAUGGCCCGGGAAUGGACGCAAAUAUUGCUUGAUUACGAGGGAAAUCGAAAACAACUCGAAAUUGAAAGGCUUGAGAACCCUGAACGAUUUGAAGAUGCUAAGGACGAGUGGACUCUGCAGGCACCUCUCAACCUCAAUACAUAUCUCAAGAAUCAACUUGAAUCCACACCUGAGACGACUCGAAGCAUCUCAAAACGAAACAAGAGAUUCUGUGUUACAUUUGGCACUCGUUCUUUUCCCAUGUUUCGAGGUCUUGAGUUUGAUGAGAAGAUAGAGAUGAGUAAUAGCUAUGAUGACGGUUCAUUCACGCCUUCGCCGCCAUCGCCACCUGAAGGCCCCAACAAUUCAACAGAACUUGGGACUUACAGAGCGUACAUCGAAGACGUUCGUGCCGAAGUUCAGAGCCUUAUUCAUCGUGGAACUCGCCAGCCUGAACCCCCAUCCUUUAUGACGGACGUUCUCUACGCUGAUCUUGGAUGCGUCGAAGUAACAGGUGUUGAUAUCGCGCCUUAUGUUAAGACGGAACGGUACAAGCUCCUCGGUGUUUUACCUGGCCAAUCUAGAGAAAUUGUCACAAGCGCUUACCGACGUCAAUGGGACCUCAUGCCGAGCCGACGGAGAGAUUUGGUAAUGUCAUUAAUGGCUAUUGCCCAUGACAGUCAGGAUGACUAUUUAUCUGAUUACGCCAUUGCGCAAUCGUCGUUAUUUGAGAGCCAGGAACAAGCACCUCACAUUAUUGACGAGGAUAACGAAAUUUUGCAAUCCCUAGCAUACUUGGGCCUGAAGCCGCCAAAUAGACAUGGCGCCGAUGACGUUAUUCAAGCUUUUCGACAGAAGCUUGCAAAAGCGCCUGGUGAGGCUAGUACAGCACGCAAUGUCUUGAUGACGCUGGCGCAAGGAUCGAAUGACGAUAUGUAUCAAGCAAAGCUUCUUAUGGAAACUGAUACAAAAAUGUCGUUGGAUACAGCACGAGCCAUUCUAGGGGUUGAUUCUGGUUCUGACGAUGGUGUUGUUGCAGUCCAAGCUGCACGGGAUAAAGUCCUCGCGGCCAAGACUAGAGAAGAGAAGGAAGUUCUCCUUGAUGCUCUCGACUCUAUUGCUGAGCACACAUCAUCUCACGUGGUCAAACAUAGUGUUAUGGAACUCCGACAUGCCUAUGGCACAUACGGUGCUGGUGCCAUGACCGAUAAGAACAAGAAUUGCCCAGUAGACUUUACAUUGCCUGUCGGUUUGGACAAUAUAGGAAACACGUGUUAUCUGAACAGCUUGCUACAAUAUCUCUAUACGGUUGAACCAGUGAGAGAAGUUGUCCUCGGGUUCGAUGAGUACGCUCUUGGGCUGAACGACGACUAUAUUGAAAAACGGCGAAUUGGUGGCAACAAGAUGCAAAUGGACCGCGGCGAAGCUGUAGUAGCUCGAGCCUUUGCACAAGAACUUGCGAAGCUAUUCCAAACGCUAAAGACUUCAGAUAAGAGCGCGACAAGACCUUCCCAACGCCUCGCCAACGCUGUCUUGCUCUCUACACACACCCUCCUUUCAAGUGCAAAGAAUCAGGCAGAUGUUAAAGAUGGCAGCGAUGUACCACCACCACCUGGACCUCCACCUAAGACCCAGGUUGAAAGCGAAGCUGAUGAUGACACGGCUGCUACCGAUGUUACGAUGCUCGAUACACCUGCUACUGAUACAGACAGCAUAUCAAGUUCACAAACUUUGAUUGACGCUGAUGGGGUGGCCAUCACAAGCAAAGGUCCUAAGCGGACAGCUGUACUUGAUGUAGCCGUGUCUGAAACGAAAUCUGAAGAGCAAACAGCGCAUGUGGAAGCCAAGGAUACAAAUAUGUCUGACACAGAAUCGUCUGAUGUUGACCAAAAGGUGCUCACUGCUCUCGAGCAUCAAAAGAGAUCUUCCGGAACCGACCAGCAGGAUGUCGAAGAGGUCAUGGGCAGCAUUAUUAACCGCCUUCAAGCGGCGAUUCGACCGAGCAGCAUUGAUGAAAGUACUGGCAUUCAGUUGGAAAAGAUUAUGGAGACCUUUUUUGUCACCACGGUGAACUAUACCAAAAAGUUUGACGACAGCAAAUAUCAGCAGGAAAUCAGCUUUGAUCGUGCAUUGACGGCCUUUCCAGCCCCUGAAGGGCCUUGCUCGCUGUAUGACGCUUUGGGCCGCAAUUUUGAUCAGCAGAUUCUCGCGGAAAGCAAGCUCUCGCGCUACACUGCUAUUAAGACACUGCCUCCUAUUCUUCAUAUUUUGAUCCAAAGGACGCAGUCAACAGGAAGUAAAAACGGAAAUGCGGUUGUGAUUCCCGAAACGCUCUAUCUUGAUAGAUAUAUGGACAAGAAUCACUCGUCACCUGCCUUCAAAAGUCGAGUUGAGGAUUGGGUGAUUACAGACCGGAUUGCGGAUAUCAAGUCGCAGCUGGCAAAGAUUGAGAGCAACCCGCCAUAUCUCGGAUUAUUAGAGAGCGGUGGUCAGCAAAGUAAAGAAACUCUUGGAGCUGGAGCCAUAGACGCAGAUCUUGAAGCUCCUGUUGAAAUUGGCCUUGGAGAAGAGAACUGGGACUUUGAUGGCCCUGUUGAUGAUGAUUUUGUUUUGAUAUCCAACCAAAGUAAGGAUGCCGGGGUAUCUUGGCCUCCUCUACCCAUACGAGACGUUCGGGAAACACACGAGUCCAUCCUACAAAUGAUGCAAGACGAACUAAAAAUGCAUCAAGACAAUUUAUCGACGCGUCUUGAGGGAGAAAAGGAGAUUGCUUACCGUCUGCAUGCUGUCAUUUGUCAUCGUGGGCACCUUACAUCGGGCCACUACUGGGUUUGGAUCCGCGAUUUCCAAGAUGGAGUCUGGCGGUGGUACAAUGAUGCCGACGUCAAAGAAAACAAGGACACAGAGGAGGUUCUCAAGACUCUUAGUAAUGGCGGAGAGCCUUACUUCUUGUGCUACGUGCGAGACGAAGACAAGGACAAGUAUGUCAGCGUGCCCAAACGCGACGUACCGGAACCGGUGCAAGUCGAGGAACCUGCCCCCGCUGCCCCCGAGCUCCCCGGAUCACCCCCUGGUCUCGUUGCAGAUGAGGCGCCAGCGGACAUUGAUGAGCGCAUGGACGAUGAUUUAGUGGAAAUUGAGGCACCUGUGAAGGAUAGAACAUCAGGGUGCGAAGAGCCGUCAUUGCUGGAUUAA
Molecule: messenger RNA, 4117 nt
Organism: [Torrubiella] hemipterigena
Lineage: Eukaryota; Fungi; Ascomycota; Sordariomycetes; Hypocreales; Clavicipitaceae
Source: the annotation of a GenBank genome assembly